Messenger RNA from Orycteropus afer afer, 1604 nucleotides. It is a transcript of the gene TIGD4, whose product is annotated as tigger transposable element derived 4. The record is from RefSeq and is a predicted model, not a curated record. Gene Ontology annotation, cellular component: nucleus. Lineage: Eukaryota; Metazoa; Chordata; Mammalia; Tubulidentata; Orycteropodidae. Gene Ontology annotation, molecular function: DNA binding.
AUGGCAGAAGCUCCUGUGGAUGCCUCAACAUCGGCUGUAACAACAAAGAAAAAGAAAAGUCUAUCGAUUGAGGAAAAGAUUGACAUUAUAAAUGCUGUAGAAAGUGGCAAGAAAAAAGCAGAGAUUGCAGCUGAAUAUGGAAUAAAGAAAAAUUCAUUGUCUUCUAUUAUGAAGAAUAAAGACAAAGUUCUAGAAGCUUUUGAAUCUCUGAGAUUUGAUCCAAAGAGAAAAAGACUGAGAACUGCUUUUUACACAGAUCUGGAAGAAGCAUUGAUGAGAUGGUACCGAAUUGCUCAAUGUCUGAAUGUACCAGUUAAUGGUCCAAUGUUGCGUCUGAAAGCUAAUGAUUUUGCCCAGAAGCUGGGACACAGUGAUUUUAAGUGCAGCAAUGGUUGGCUGGAUCGCUUUAAAGCCAGGUAUGGUUUAGUAUUCAGAGCCCAAGCUGCAGAAAGUACAGCUACAUCUGUAGACCCUGCAACAGUCUGGUGUCAGAAUAUACUUCCUUAUUAUUUAAAUGAUUAUCAUCCUAAAAAUAUUUUUAAUAUAAAAGAGACUGGGUUGCUUUAUCGAAUGUUACCUACAAAUACAUUUGCAUUUAAAGGAGAAACAUGCUCAGUUGGAAAAUUAUGCAAAGACAGAAUAACUCUGGUGGUUGGGACAAACAUGGAUGGCUCAGAGAAACUUCCUUUGCUUAUCAUUGGGAAAAACAGAAAUCCACAUUGUUUCAAAGGUAUAAAAUCAUUGCCUGUGUAUUAUGAAGCUAACAGAAUGGCAUGGAUGACUGCAGAAGUAUUUGAACAAUGGAUGCGGAAGCUUGAUGAGAAAUUUCAAGCCCAACAACGAAGAGUGGUGAUUUUUGUCGAUUCUUUUCCUGCACAUCCAGAGGUAAAGAACCUAAAAUCCAUUGAGUUAGCAUUCUUUCCAUCAUGUUUAUCUUCCAAAUUUACAGCUAUGAAACAAGGUGUUAUUAAAAGUCUUAAGAUCAAAUAUCGGCAUUGUCUUAUCAAGAAAUUUUUAAGCUCUGUUGAAAGCAGCAAAGAAUUUAUGUUUUCCCUAUUAGAUGCAAUUGAUACAUUGCAUCUCUGUUGGAGAACUGUAACCCCAGAGACUAUUAUUAAGAGUUAUGAAGAGGCAGGAUUCAAAUCGCAAAAAGGAGAAGAUGACACAGCAACUGUGGAGGCAGACGCCAGUCUUGAUUUGGUUGCACACGCUCUGGCGGCAGGAGUGGAGUUUCCUGAAGGUUUGUCUAUAGAAGAGUAUGCUGCCGUGGAUGAUGAUCUGGAGACUUGUGAAGCAGCAUCAGAUGAUGAUGUAGUAGGGACCAAAGAAAGUAAAUCAGAUGAGACCGGAUUUUAUACUUCUGAUGAAGAGGAUGACAGUGGAGCUCCAGAAACUGAACUCCCAUUGCCAUCAAAAAAUGAGGCAGUUACUGCUUUAGAUACCCUUAAAAAAUUUCUUAGAAGUCAAGAUAUGAAUGAUAUGCUUCAUAAUUCUUUAGCAGACAUUGAAAAUUUUAUUAAUUCUCUAUCAUCUAAAUAAUUAUGUAGUGUAAUACAUCUGAAGAAUAUUAGAUCUUCCUGAUGUGUUUUAUUCUAUAAGGUAUG